Molecule: messenger RNA, 847 nt
Organism: Toxotes jaculatrix (banded archerfish)
Lineage: Eukaryota; Metazoa; Chordata; Actinopteri; Toxotidae
Product: cytochrome c oxidase assembly protein COX16 homolog, mitochondrial
Exons: 4
Coding region: 92-412 (106 amino acids)
Biological process (GO): mitochondrial respiratory chain complex IV assembly
Cellular component (GO): mitochondrial inner membrane
Source: RefSeq, a predicted model, not a curated record
CGCGUCGGAGCCGUUCAGGAAACGCGUCCCAGCUGUGACCUGCUCGCCUGUUUGCUGCAGUAAAAUGGACUUGUAGCGGCAAAGAAGAGUCAUGUUUAACAUAAAGGCGUUGCGGAGAAACAAAACAGUCAAAUAUGGAGUCCCCAUGCUCCUGCUGGUAGUUGGAGGUUCCUUCGGCCUGCGAGAGUUUGCACAAAUCCGAUAUGAUUCCCUGAAGAUCAAAAGAAAGCUGGAUCCUUCGCUGGAGGCCAAAGUGAACAUUGAGAGGCAGCCAGUCAUACUGGAGGAGGAGUACGAGAGGAUAAAGGACUUGAAAUUGGACGAGUGGAAGAACAUCCGUGGUCCUCGUCCUUGGGAGGACUCCAAAGAGUAUCAGGACCAACAGCGGUCCAAUCAGAACAAAAGACACUGAGGCUCAGGGACGCCAGGCUGAAUGGACUGCACACACACUGCAGCAGGACGGACCAGACAAGAAUGGAGGGAGUCUGUGUCGAAGACGCCACAGAGACCAAAUUAUCCCAGACACUGCAACUUCACAACACAAGCUCAGCUUGGUCUUGGCUCUUUGGAGUUGUGCAUUGUUGCGGUCUUGCUCAGGGCUUGAAAUAAGUUCAUGGUGGGCCUUAAAUUUAGAGAAAUAUGCUUAAACACUUGUGCUUCAUACACAGAAGUAUAAAUCAAUCACCUGUUGGAUAAUUAUUCUCCAGUCUGAUCAGGAGUUUCUAACAAAAACAACCAGUAGGUGGCACAUCUGUGUCCUGCUGCUCCACAGCCUCCACGCAGGAACCAAGGAGGGAAAUAUAUAUCAGUGUGUGAUUUCCAUGUCUCAAUAAAUUAUUGCCAUUGA